GGCAAAUCGCAACUUAUCUUAGCCCUCUCUUAUAAGUUUUUCCCUCUUUUCCCUCGGCCAAAGUCUAUACAUGUGCCGCCUCCUUUUCACUAUAUUCACCAUGUGUAUUCUUUGAAAUACACCGGCUUAUACCUUAUACCAUAUAUCCAAUUCGUUGUGCAUUGCCUCUUCGACGACCUAUAGUCGCUAGUCAGAGGCGUCCUCGCUGCUAUUAGAAAUAUUUUGCGCUAAGAAAUGGGUAUCGUCUGAUGAUAUCCGCCAAUUGCGAAAGGCAGCCUUUACUUAGCUGGAAGCUGGAAUAUUCCAAAAGUACCUCGGAUGAAUCUUAAAAAGAUGGCCGCUACGGUUGCCAAACCCGGCCUCAUUCCACGGGUCCUACAGGAACACAAUUUACGGCCCGGCGCGAACACAGACACCAAUAAUCUUCCCCAGCCAGAGGCUGACGUCGACCCAAAAGUACCACCCCAACACCAGCGAUUGAAGCUGAGCGACUUUGCCCUCAUGAGGACUUUAGGAACUGGCACCUUUGCUAGAGUCUGUCUGGUCCGUCCUGCCAACGCUAACGAAGAGGACCGCGACAAGGUGUUCGCUCUCAAGAUCCUACGGAAAACCGAAGUUAUCAAGUUAAAGCAGAUAGACCACGUUCGAGACGAGCGCCGUAUACUAAGCGAUGUCGCUGGCCACCCUUUUAUUACCGAAUUAAUCACCACCUUCUCCGAUCACGACUCCUUGUACAUGCUUCUCGACUAUGUUCCAGGUGGUGAGCUCUUUAGUUACCUACGAAGACAUCGACGAUUUCCAGAAGAAUGGGCCCAGUUCUAUGCUGCCGAGAUCGUCUUGGUACUCGAAUAUCUUCAUGACGACCAGGGCGGUGUCGCAUAUCGCGACUUGAAACCGGAGAACCUUCUCCUGGACGGCCAGGGCCACGUGAAGUUGGUUGAUUUUGGGUUUGCGAAGAGACUAGGUAGCAGCGAAAGUAGGCCUGUUGAGACCUACACUCUUUGUGGUACGCCCGAGUACUUGGCGCCCGAGGUUAUUCAGAACAAGGGACACACCAUCGCCGUUGAUUGGUGGGCCCUGGGUAUUCUGAUCUACGAGUUCCUCACUGGCUAUCCUCCAUUUUGGCAUCAGAAUCCUAUUGAGAUUUACAAGCAGAUAAUAGAGAAGCCCGUGCUCUUCCCCGCCGAGCCCCCUAUUUCGCCUAAUGCGCAAAACAUCAUCCGUUCGUUCUGCACUGUGGAUCGCUCUAGGCGAUUAGGAAAUCUCAUCGGCGGUACUCGUCAAGUUAAGGAGCAUCCCUUCUUCGAAGGCAUAGAUUGGGACGCGCUUUACCACCGGCAAAUCAGGCCCCCGAUACAGCCCAACGUACGGUACCCGGGCGACGCACAGUGCUUCGAUAUCUACCCGGAGGACGAUGGCAAGCGGGAGCCAUAUACUGACGAACUAUCUCGUCAAUAUGAACGCUACUUUGAAGGGUUCUAAAGAGUCAUGGAUAAUGAAAUAUCUUCCAACUGUCUAGACGAGGGUAUGCGACGACAAGGCGUAAUUUUGGGGGGGUUAUUUGGCUACUACGGGCAGAAUUUCCCAGCGGUCUGGUCAUGAUGUAUUUACGGGACCUACGUUCGCACGGUUUUCAGGAGUCUCGGUGGCGUUUGUUAUAUACCUAUACUAAGAUAUCAUGAGGGGUAGCCUGAGGGCCCUAUCAUGAUAUCCAGGACAAAGUAGCGUAUCGCGGGGUUUUUAUUCCCUAGCGAGUUAUCAUGUACUUAUAUUACUACUAAAGCGCGUCCAUUUCUUGCUAUUCAUUCGCACGGGUUGGAUCGGUCGAUAUUGGGACCGCAUUAACCUAGACAUGUGAAUAGGCGAUAGGUACAUGAUUUAAUACCUAGAUGAAGGUAGUUGGUUUAUACGUAUUAGGUAGCCUUAUGUACUAUAUAAUAUAAAAAUCGCAUCC
Daldinia vernicosa is the source of this 1954-nucleotide messenger RNA. Its product is annotated as Pkinase-domain-containing protein. Gene Ontology annotation, molecular function: cAMP-dependent protein kinase activity; ATP binding. The transcript is spliced from 3 exons. The record is from RefSeq and is a predicted model, not a curated record. Gene Ontology annotation, biological process: peptidyl-serine phosphorylation. NCBI's taxonomy places the organism in Eukaryota, Fungi, Ascomycota, Sordariomycetes, Xylariales, Hypoxylaceae. Gene Ontology annotation, cellular component: cAMP-dependent protein kinase complex; nucleus. The coding region runs from base 319 to 1482 and encodes 387 amino acids.